Messenger RNA from Haliotis rufescens (red abalone), 2585 nucleotides. Its product is annotated as ubiquitin carboxyl-terminal hydrolase MINDY-1-like. Gene Ontology annotation, molecular function: K48-linked deubiquitinase activity; cysteine-type carboxypeptidase activity; cysteine-type deubiquitinase activity. Gene Ontology annotation, cellular component: cytosol; cell periphery. Lineage: Eukaryota; Metazoa; Mollusca; Gastropoda; Lepetellida; Haliotidae. The transcript is spliced from 9 exons. The record is from RefSeq and is a predicted model, not a curated record. Bases 120 to 1880 code for a protein of 586 amino acids. Gene Ontology annotation, biological process: protein K48-linked deubiquitination.
GGGAUGCUGUGAAGUCUGGGUGUUAGUGGAUAUUUAGUACGCAGAUGUGAGCGAAUUUAUGUCAAUUCGUAUAUAUAAGUGACAGAGUCAAUGUAGAUCUGAAAGUAGUUUGGUGAGAAAUGUCUUCAGGCAAUGAUCAGAGUUCCAGAAAAAGUGCAGAGGGUGGAUCUGAGAUGGAAGCGAGCCAGACGCAAUCUACAAGUGACAGUUCACCUCAGGCCAGGCCUGACCAGAGGGAUGGAGAUACAAACAACUCCAAUGUGUCAAUGCUGAAUGAAAAAGCUAAUACUGAGAAUUCUGAUAAAACAGAGGGAUUAAAUGUUCAAGCAGCAAAACCUGAUGCAGAAGAAAGUUUGAUAUCACUUGAGGCAGAUCAAAAUGGCACACAAGCAAGCAGUAAAGGACAACCUGAAGUCACGCCCAUGGACCAAAGUGGAUCUGGACAACCAGAGAGUAUGGACAUUGAAACUGAUGCACAGCCAGAAACUGUAGAGUUACCUCCCCCUGAUAACAAACCAAAUGCGGAGUUACCUCACCUUGAUGAGAAAGCUGCAGCUGAAACAUCACCCACAAAAGAAGGCGAAACACCUGCAGCAGAUGCAGCUUUGAGCAAUGUGGUAGAGUUGCCUCCCCUUGAUGAAUCGUCUAGCGGGGAAGCUUGCGCCUCUGCUUCCAGUGCUAAAGAUGACUUGUCAGGACAAAGUGUUUAUUAUAUUAAAUGGAUUCACUACAGACAGAACAAAGUGCCAAUUAUAACCCAAAAUGAAAAUGGACCCUGUCCUCUCUUGGCAAUAAUGAAUGUUCUCUUGUUGAAGGGCAAGGUCAAACUUGCUCCCAUGAUUGAGAUGAUCACAUCUGAACAGCUGAUGACGUAUUUAGGGGAGAGUAUCCUAGACAGCAUGCCAGAGAAUCUCUCCGAGUCUGUUCGUGCCAACUAUGAGCAGAAUAUGCAAGAUGCGAUGUCUGUGAUGUACAAACUCCAAACUGGCCUUGACGUCAAUGUUAAGUUUUCUGGUGUAUCAGACUUUGAGUACACCCCUGAGUGUAUCAUCUUCGACCUGCUUGGCAUCCCCCUGUACCACGGGUGGCUGGUGGACCCCCAGGACCCCGUGUGUACCUCCGCGGUGGGCAUGUGCAGCUACAACCAGCUGGUGGAGAAGAUCAUUGCCCAGAAGAGUUCCGAGAGGGAGGAGACAGUCACUGAAGCACUGGUGGCGGAGCAGUUCCUGGACCGUACAGCCUCCCAGCUCACCUACUACGGUCUGUGCGAGUUGAACACGUCAGUGAAGGAGGGCGAACUGUGUGUCUUCUUUAGGAACAACCACUUCAGCAACCUCUACAGAGUCAAUAAUGAACUUUUCCUGCUCGUGACGGACCAGGGCUUUCUGACCGAGAGCAGCGUGGUCUGGCAGACGCUCUCCAACGUGGAAGGGGACUGCCACUUCGUUGAUGCCAACUUCCGCACCUACACCAAGCCGGAGCCUGUAGGCAACAUCACCCCGGGUAGCGUGCCUGUUGGCAGUGAUCAGCAGAUCGACCAAGACUACCAGGUGGCGCUGUCCCUGCAGCAAGAGGCAGAGUUACGGGAAGAGCCGGAGACGGUAUGGGGGCAGUACACGCAGGAGAGCAGUGCACUGCAGAUGGCUGAUCAUGAACUUGCACGCCGUCUUCAAGAAGAAGAAGAUAGACGCGCUGCUGCCGCAGUCAAUGCAAGUCAGCAGAGAGCAGCACAGCAGCAACAACAAGGUCAAGCUCAAGCUCAAGCUCAAGGAGGUCAAGGUCAGCCUCAAGCAGCUGCAGCAGCACAUUCCUCCAACAGCCGCCAAGGCCGCGAGAGGCCACGAGAAGAGAAAAAGGAUAAAGAUUGUACAAUAUUGUGACACAACUGGCCUGGUUAUGGAGAGAGAGCGACUGUGAUAAUCUCUACCAUUUAAAUCACUGCCGCAGGCUCAUCAACUGUUAACAGCAUUGCUGAGGACUUUGAUAAAGGGAGAUAACUGUAAAACAUGUUUGCAUACAGGGAGAUAACUAACUAGUGGUUGUUGUCACUUAGUAGAAGUGGGACAUUUGCUAUCAUAUGAUGUUAUGUAUUUGCAAGAAAAUACUUGUCUACAAUACCAUUGAUAAAUGUCAGCCCAGUAACUCAUGAAUAUACUGAGGUAAUGCAUAUGAAAAACAAUUUACAGUUUUUAAACAGAACAAGUUUACAGUGUGGAUGUAAGUGUAAGUGAAAAACACCAUGGCAUUAGAUCAUUUGUCAUCACCUAGACCAGGAUUACUGUAAAGGUUAGUGUUUUCAAAAUGGCCGAUCAGAGGUCCACAGAUUGUUUACUGGUACACACAGGAGACCAUCCUCAUCAAGUACUUCAUUAAUUUAACAUGGGUAAAUGGGUAAAUUACUUGUAAAAAUUUAAUGUACUGGACCCAAAUAGCUUCCUCAAGAACUGAAUGUCGUACAGUGGGUAGUGUGACUCAUUCGUGACCAACUUGUGUUAUACCGGGACAAGCCGAAAAGUGACCCCUGACCCUCUCAUGGCCAUUUUUGCGACCAGGUUCCAUCUUAGCGCAAACGGGCAUACCUAAAA